AUGCCGGCGGCUCUAUCGAAGAAAGUCUUCAAUCUUACAGGCUGCAUUCUCGUUGCCAUUGUGUACGCCUAUCUUCUCAAAUAUUCUGGAAAGCCCUUGACUUUCGACAUUCUGGUGACAAUAUUUCUGGCUGAGCUAUGUCGAUGGACGAACCAGCGGCGGCGGCACACCUCAACAGCGCGCCUGGAAGGUGAGGCUAUUCUUGACAUAGUCGAGAAAGGUGAGCAUCAAGAUGACAGGCCCGGAAUGAUUGCUGCAGUUGUUGGGUAUCGAGAGGACCCGGACUUGUUCAAGAAGGCACUCGAGAGCUACCUGCAAGCAGAAGGCUGCCGCUUUCUUCUCGUUAGUAUUGACGGGGACACGAACGAGGAUGAGGAGAUGAUAGACGUAUUCCGAGAGGUCUGCAAACAAGACGCCGCGCUGGUCCACCUCGAUGUCCCAUUCGCCCAAAUUGCCUUGCAACUAGAAAAGGGCAGCGCAGGGCGUCUUUCCCACGCCGACAUCAUAACAAGAUGCUGCUCUAUUGCUCGCCGGACACUGAAUGACAAGGGUGUGAAUGUGUCCGGACCUGGAGCAAUCACUCGACUCUGCGUGAGCCAGCCCCACAUGCAUAAGAAAGGUAUAAUGUUUACCUCUUUCAUCAUAUCCCUAGUGGUCUCCGAUAUGCUAGGGGUAGACCUUGUUUGGACCUCCGACUCGGACUCGAUGGUGCUCCCCGAUACCCUCACGCGCACGCUGGAGACACUCAGUGACGGGACUAUCGGCGGUGCAAGCACAGCGCUCUAUAUCCAGAACCGAAACGAGACCACAAUCACCAAGCUUGGAAGCAGCGUCUAUCUGAAUGAGCUUUACUUGGCCCGAUCAUUUACUGGCUCAGCUGCAGCCAACGACUGCCAGAGUGGUCCCUCUGCUGCCUUUCGCAUCUCUGCCAUCCGAGAUGAACUGCUUGGUUGGUAUAAGCAGACUGUUCUAGGCCAUUGGAUGGUUACAAAUGAAGACAGACACAUGACUACGCGUCUCCUCCUUAAGGGCUGGCGAGUUGUCUUUGCCAGCGACGUCCUGACAGCCACCGAGACCCCAACAACAUUGCGAAGAUGGCUCUUGCAACAGGUAAUACUACAUACCCAAUAG
Messenger RNA from Aspergillus puulaauensis, 1131 nucleotides. RefSeq lists its product as uncharacterized. Bases 1 to 1131 code for a protein of 376 amino acids. Gene Ontology annotation, molecular function: hyaluronan synthase activity. The transcript has 3 exons. The record is from RefSeq and is a predicted model, not a curated record. NCBI's taxonomy places the organism in Eukaryota, Fungi, Ascomycota, Eurotiomycetes, Eurotiales, Aspergillaceae. Gene Ontology annotation, biological process: hyaluronan biosynthetic process; extracellular matrix assembly.